This is a messenger RNA of Camelina sativa (false flax), 728 nucleotides long. The record is from RefSeq and is a predicted model, not a curated record. Lineage: Eukaryota; Viridiplantae; Streptophyta; Magnoliopsida; Brassicales; Brassicaceae.
GGCGAUUCCCAUUGAAUUUUUUCUUCUCUUCCAAUAGAUUUUUUUCUUCUCUUCCAAUUGAUUUCCACGUCUGAUUCUCCAUGGAUUCGGCGUCGAUUUGGUUUCGAUGAAGCAGACAGCAUUUGAUUCCGGUGAAGAUCGAUCUGUCGAAACCCUAAUAUUUGGGGAAGAUUCAAGAACUUCGAUUGCGUUAGUUGAGCUCAAGCAAGUCACAGUUAAGGCGACAAGGAAACAACAUUUCAACCAACCGAAAGAGAACAAGGAACACAUGGGGCGAUAUAGCUAUAGCCAGCCGUCGUCAUCUGAAUGUAAUGGUUAUCUGGUUGACGAAGAAUCUAGCCAUCGGCUAUAUGAUAACAUUUUUCCCGAAGAUUCAUUGAAAGAAAUCGGGAAGAAGGCCAAAACCGUUUGUGGAAUGAUUAUUUCAGUGAAUCUCUGACAUACCCUCCCCAUAUAUUCCGACGAUGUUUUAGAAUGAACAAGCCAUUAUUCUUGCGUAUUGUCGACCGUCUUACUGCAGAAGAUCCUUAUUUCCGACAAAGAAGAGAUGCCACAGGAAGGCUUGGCCUUUCUCCGAUCCAAAAAUGUACUGCAACAAUUAGGCUACUAGCAUAUGGUGGCGGGUGUGAUACGGUGGACGAAUAUGUCCGACUUGGUGAAACAACUGCUCGAAAAUGUUUGCAACAUUUUGUCAGUGGAGUUGUCAAUUUCUUUGGCGAUGAAUAUCU